This is a messenger RNA of Fonsecaea erecta, 1614 nucleotides long. RefSeq lists its product as hypothetical. The coding region runs from base 1 to 1614 and encodes 537 amino acids. The record is from RefSeq and is a predicted model, not a curated record. The transcript is spliced from 4 exons. NCBI's taxonomy places the organism in Eukaryota, Fungi, Ascomycota, Eurotiomycetes, Chaetothyriales, Herpotrichiellaceae.
AUGGCCACGGGUAUUGCCACGCCAGACGCAGAUGCGGUACGAAGUGGCCACAACAGACCUGACCAGCAGCUGGUCGCGCCUGGUCGCUCAAGCCGGAAACGGCGCCAUUCUGCGAAAUGCGAGGCCGAAGACAUAGCAAACGGCCGGCGAAAGAGUCGAAGAAUACUGGAGAGCACGAACCAACGUCCGCCCCACGCAUCCACGGAGCACACUAAGUCUGCUCGCCAAAACCCGCGAUUACAAGGAACACAAUCCACGAAGUUACAACAAACAGCGAAAGGAGGACAAACACGCGCAUCAAAUCCGCGGAGGGAAGGAGUGAAGCAAUACCCUGAGGAGCAGGAAAUCCAAUUCGAGGCGUCACCAAGACUACGCAAAAGCCCUGAGAAGCGUUGUUACGAAAAUAACGGAGACGACCCGAAUCACCAAGCGAAACGUCCGAGACGCGGACCAACCCAAUACACCGAGUCUAGAAACAUAUCUCCGGAGAAGGAAGAUUCCAUUCAACGCUGGUUGGAAGACUCCUCCUGGUCUCGCAGAGUCUCGACAGAGCAUCGGCCUAGGCUGUCUGAGCCAGUGAUCAAGAUGGCAUGCAAAGCCGCGCCCGUCCUUCCGUUUUCAGUCAACAGCAUUGAAACCACCACAUCAACGUCAAGAAAGUCCGACAAACCCACCGCCAAUGUGCAUGGCAUGGAUUAUCGGGACUUUUUGGGUUAUCGUAACAUUUACAUUGAAUCUCAGAGUCCCCCAAUUGAAUUGAUGCUUCGAGCCAACCGAAUUAUUUCACGCCAACGACUGUCACCCGAAAUGGAUGAUGCAAUAGUCCAAAAGGUGAAAGAAAAUGCUCGUAAGCUUCAGAAUGAGGCCGAGGAUAAAAUCAUCAAACAACUUGCCCCACAUAUCAUUCCGGCCAUGACUGAGAUCCCCGACCAGAGGUUGGAAAUGAACACUGAUCAGCGGUGGUUCAACCCUGUCCCUAUACCACUCGAUGCCUCUAUCCUGACUGACCCGCUUCCUCUGCCAAAACCUAAACCUAACCUCGUCUUUGGAUAUUCCAAAACGGCCUUCACUCGUAACCAACUUGGAACAAUUGAUCUUCUCCUCGACGAUCAUUUCGGCCGAAGCUACGCUCUUCCGGACCAGAAGAUUCGGUUUCCUUUUCUACAAGUCGAAUUCAAGUCACAGGCCAAAAAUGGAACCCAUUAUAUCGCAGCAAAUCAGGCUGCUGGUGCUGGUGCUAUCGCCUUAAACGGCAAUAUGGACCUUAUUCGGCGCAGUUUUGGUAUAGACAAAUUCGAUUACGAAGAACCACAGUAUUUCUCUAUAUCAAUGGAUCACGAACUUGCCCGAAUUAAUGUACAUUGGCUGGGAGCACCGAAUGACGGUGGACAACAUAGCUUUCACGUCGAAGGGCUGUCAAAACAUCUGUUGGACGACGAAAAGGGGAUACGAGCACUUUCUCGAGCGAUCAAAAAUAUUCUUGACAAUGGUGCUGAUAAGCAACUGCGAACACUCUCCGACGCACUCGAUGAAUACCGAGACACAGUGGUUCGCAACAGAACAACAGUAAAUCCUCGGAGAGAAAGGAAUAUAAGCUCAUACACGAACCACUGA